Molecule: messenger RNA, 2396 nt
Organism: Sorghum bicolor (sorghum)
Lineage: Eukaryota; Viridiplantae; Streptophyta; Magnoliopsida; Poales; Poaceae
Product: mannan endo-1,4-beta-mannosidase 2
Exons: 5
Coding region: 550-1935 (461 amino acids)
Biological process (GO): carbohydrate metabolic process
Molecular function (GO): hydrolase activity, hydrolyzing O-glycosyl compounds
Source: RefSeq, a predicted model, not a curated record
GUAGCGAAAUCCGAAAUUUUUUCGGAACCAAACAAUGCCUAUUCCACCGACACCGUAGUAUGUACUGUACAUUCGGUGCGGAAAACCCUAUAUCAAGAACAAUAAAUGACAAAUCACGCAUUACAUUGAAGACGGCAAUUCGCAUCGGAUCCAAAGAAUUAAAGAGGCAUCCCACAGCCACUCGAGUACUCGCCGACGUUUCGUAGGAUAAAAAACACCACCAAUUGCCACUCCCUCGACCCGGAUGUCCUAGAUAGAAGAAAAAAAGAAAACCCCGGUCUUCAGCUCCACGCCCCACAGACUACUACCGCCGACGCCCAACGCAGAGGUGAGGAACCACUUGUCCCGUUGUCCGCUGCCCGCCCCUCCUACUUCACAGUCCCCCUCCCUGCCCCUCUUCUCCUCCUCCCACUCCACUGUCCUCAGCUCCUGCCGCCCCACUCCACCUUCGGAACAUCUUGGGAGUAUCCCACUCCCACCGCGCAUGGUCACCCCAUAGCCCCCUCAAAGCUCCCCCCAAGAAACCACCCCACCGACGCGCCGGCAGCAAUGGCGGUGGGCAGCGGCCUGGCCCUGUACCACGUCCUCGGCGUGGCCACCUGCGUGGCGCUGCUCUACUUCACCUUCGGCGAGGUGGACCUCCGCCACAUUUCCCUCCCUUCCAUGCCCGCCUCCGCCUCCGUCCCCGGCUCGUGGUCCUCCUCCUCCCGCGCGGCGGCCGCCGUGGCGGCGCCCUUCGUGGAGCGGCGCGGCGCGCAGCUGUUCCUGGACGGGCGGCCGUUCUACGCCAACGGGUGGAACUCCUACUGGCUCAUGGACCAGGCCGUGGAGCCGAGGUCCCGGGACCGCGUCUCCCGCAUGUUCCGCACCGGCGCCGAGAUGGGCCUCACCGUCUGCCGCUCCUGGGCGUUCAACGACGGCGCCUACAACGCCCUCCAGGUCUCCCCCGGCCACUUCGACGAGCGCGUCUUCAAGGCGCUGGACCGGGUGCUCGUGGAGGCCGCGCGGCACGGGGUGCGGCUCAUCCUCAGCCUGGCCAACAACCUGGAGGCGUACGGUGGGAAGACGCAGUACGUGCGGUGGGCGUGGGAGGAGGGCGUCGGCCUCUCCGCCUCCAACGAUUCCUUCUUCUACGACCCGGCCAUCCGCGAUUACUUCAAAGUCUACCUCAAGACGCUGCUGACGAGGAAGAACCACUUGACAGGGGUGGAGUACAGGGACGACCCCACCAUCCUGGCGUGGGAGCUGAUGAACGAGCCCCGCUGCACCACGGACCCGUCCGGCGACACGCUGCAGCGCUGGAUGGAGGAGAUGGCCGCGUACGUCAAGUCCAUCGACAAGAAGCACCUGCUCACCGUCGGCACCGAGGGAUUCUACGGGCCGACGAGCCCCCAGGAGAAGCUGAACGUCAAUCCUGGCAUUUGGAAGGACAACAACUACGGCUCCGACUUCAUCCGCAACGCCAAGAUCCCAGACAUCGACUUCGCUUCCAUCCACCUCUACCCUGACACCUGGCUGCAGCAGCAGCACGCGACGGUGGACGAGAAGCUCAAGUUCGUGAAGCGGUGGGUCGCGUCCCACAUCGAGGACGGGGACAGGGAGCUGGGCAAGCCGGUGCUCACCACCGAGUUCGGCCUCUCGCACCGCGCCAAGGGCUUCGACCACGCCCACCGCGACGUCUUCUACAAGGCCGUCUACGACAUCGUGUACAGGUCGGCCGUCCGCGGCGGCGCCGGCGCCGGCGCCUUCGUGUGGCAGCUCGCCGUGGAGGACAUGGAGGAGUUCCACGACGACUUCUCCGUCGUGCCCAGCGAGCACCCGUCGCUGCACAGGCUCAUCAAGUCGCAGUCGUGUAGGCUGGCCAGGCUCAGGCGCGGGGUUGCGGGGGAGGAGGCCAAGCGGACGCUGUCGGUGUGCGCCGCCGGCUCGUCGUAGGAGCGACGACGAGGUGCGCAGAAGAAGCCAUUUCCAUUUCCACGCGUCGUCUUUUCAGCUUUGUUGCGCCCAGGCCGAGGUUUUUUUUGUCUUUGUUUUGUCCUACGAAUCAAGGGGGUGUUCUCAGUGUGUGUGUGAGUCAGAAAUAGAUCGGCGAAAAAUGAAUAGAAGCAACAAAAAAAAAAGUGUGUUGCCUGCCUCGUGAGGCCUGGUGAUGCUGCUGGUUAGAUUCGUUUGCCGCCAGCACCGACGCCUCACGCCUGCGGAAUCGCAGAUGGGCAUAGAUAAUCUACAGUUUUUCCGUCGUGUAACUGUACGGUAGAUGCCCUUGACCAUUGAUAUGUAGAGUCAUCGUCGAGUGGCAUCCGAUGGUAAUAGUCGUCCAUAUAUAAUGUAUUUCUGGAAUCUGGACAUUGGGUUUUUUUUUAUAUAUAGCUGUAAGCAUAUAAGUGGAUAAAAAA